ACCUGCCCAACAUAUUUUGAGUUGAUUUUUGUGAAUGGAAAGAAAGGAGUUAGAUACGCAGACAAAGCAGAAGGUGUCGCUGUUGCAUGUGGUGAGGGCGUUGAAAUCCUAUAAUAUUAUUGCCCCACUUCACACUCCAUGUGCCAUGCUGCAUUUUCCUCCUCUCUCCUUAACCCUUUCUCUCUCACAUUCACACAACAACAACAAGUAUUAACGUUGUUCUUCUUGUUCUUCUUUUCCUUCUUUACUUCACCAAUCAUCCCUUCCCAUAUGCUCUGACAUGGCUUUCAAUUCCAAGGCCAUUUUGGAUUAUGCUUUGUUUCAACUCACUCCCACCAGAACCAGAUGUGAGUUGUUGGUCUUUUCUGGAGGUUCUCAUCAGAAAAUAGCUUCUGGGUUGUUUGAGCCUUUCGUUUCUCAUCUCAAAUUCCUCAGGGAUGAGAUCUCCAAAGGUGGAUACUCCAUUAAGCUUCUGCCUCCCUCCAACUCUGCCUUCUGGUUCACCAGAGCCACCUUUGAGAGAUUUGUGCGUUUUGUCAGCACACCAGCUAUUCUGGAGAGGUUUGUUAGUCUUGAAAACGAAAUUCUUCAGAUUGAAAGUUCAUUUCAAGCAAAUGCUUUAUCGAUGUCCAAUGCAACUCCUGAUGAAGGAAUUGUGUCACAAAACAAUGGCAACGCAAGGAGGUUAAGUGAUUCUGCGAAGUUGAAUGAUGUACUGGAAGGUGUUGACGUCAAAGAAGAGGAAAGCUCAAAGGUUUCCCUGCAUCGGCUGUUGGAAUCUCGAAUAGCACUACUCCGGAAGGAGCAAGCAAUGGCUUAUUCACGUGGUCUAGUUGCUGGAUUUGAAAUUGACAGCAUUGAUGAUCUCAUAUACUUUGCAAAUGCAUUUGGAGCAACCCGAUUAAGGGAAGCCUGCAUUAAUUUUAAGGAGUUAUGGAAGAAAAAGCAUGCAGAUGAUCUUUGGAUAAAAGAAGUAGCUGCUAUGCAGUCAAGCUUGCCACCGGCUCUUUCAUUGUCUGGAUCAUCAGGAAUUGUACUGGCAAAUGAUAUAACCGCCAAUGACCAGAAUAGCAUUGCUUCUGCUGACGGAACGGAAACAUCAAACUCUUCAUUAAACAAAAAAGAAGAUGUGAACCUGCCUACACCAGAUCAGAAACCCUCGCAUACAGCAAAUGUUCAUAUGCCAAUGCCCUGGCCUUACAAUGUGCCUCCUUACAUGUAUAAUCUUCCGCAAAUGCCUUCCUACCAAGGAUAUCCUAUGACUAAUAUGCAGACUGUUCCUCCCUACCUUCUACCGAAUGUGCAAUGGUCUUCUGACCAGAAACAAUCAUCAACCAAAAAGGAUAAAUCCCAUAAGAAAAGAGCAGAAGAAUAUGAAGAAGACGAGCAGUCUGAAUCCAGUGAUCCUAAUUCUGGAAGCGAAUCUGAUUCAGAUAAACAGAAUCACUCCAGUCACUCAUCGAAGGAUGAUAUAAAGAGGAGAAAGCACAGAAGAAAGUCAUCUGGAACAGUUGUGAUUCGUAAUAUCAACUACAUCACUCCAAAAAGGAGAAAUGGAAAUGAGGAUGGAGCCUCCGACGGAUCUUUUGAAGAUGACGAUAUCAUAGAUGAACAAAUCAUCAAACAAAAGGUCGGUGUUGCACUUGAAUCUCUGCAAAAGGUCCAUAAAGGCGAAAAGCAUGCUAACGGGAAAAAAGCAGCAGCCCGGCACAAGGUAACUAAAACAAGUGAUGCGACUGAAGAGGAUCUUGCUGAAAACUUGAGUGAUGCAUCCCAAGGAGGAAACAAUAACGACAACUGGAGUGCAUUCCAGAACCUUUUGAAGAUAGACGAGGGUACUGGAAUUGAUGGACCAGAAAGGGUGGAGUCAAUCGAUGUCCGGGACGAACAUUUUAUGGUGAGAAGCUCAGAAGAAACAAUGCCGUAUGCUGCUGGUUCAACUCCAGACUUGGAUUUCAAAGAAGUUCUCAAGAAUCCCAAAGUUCCAAAUGACUCAUUUAUUGUGGCUCAGAGAGAUAGAGGAAAUGAAGGCGGAUCCAAGCUGGAUGAGUAUGUAGACAACUGCGGUCCAGUUACAAAGAGCAAGGAUAAUGUGGGUGAAGAAAUAGUGCUAUCACAUAGAUCAAAAGAACCAGGAAAUAAACACAGCGAUCCAUUAUCUACUUUUGCUGCUGACUCAUUACAAACAACGGGCAGAAGAUCAGAUGAUUGGUUUAUUGUUGAAAAUUUGGAAAAGAUGAGAAGCCCCCAUCCUGAAAUUGUAUCUGCAGUGUUUGACGGUGAUUACAAUUCACCAGUGAAUGGUCAUUCCCAAUCUGAGAAAAGAAAUGAACGAACUCUAGUUGAUGAUUCCUUCAUGAUUCAGGGUCAACUAGUAAAUAAUGAUCUUUCUGGCUCCCAAUGGAAGACGGACUUAAGUAUGGUCGCAGAUCUAACUCUUGCCAACAAGCCUGAAAGUGAUGCAGCUUCUUCAAACGAGAAACGUGCACUAUCGAAGAGCCAGGAGCCUAACGACCUCUUUGUAGUUCUACAACGUGAUUCUGGAUUAGAUUCUACUGAGGGCUCACGAACAAUGGACUAUGAAAUUGACUUUUCCUUACCAGAAACUGAUAGAAGAUCCUCCUUUGACCAUUCUCAUGACAAGUUGAAUGAAAACCUUCCUGCUAGUCCUGAGAAAACCAGUGUGACCAAAAGCAAAACUUCUGGAACAAGAAGUUCAGAAAAGGAUGAGAAGUCAAAAGCCUUGCGCAAUUCCGGCGGAAAGGGCAAGCCUGAAAUCAUUUCUAGGGCCAGAAAGCCAUCUCUCCCUAGUAGGCCAAUUGUUCAGAAGAGCAAAAGGGAACAGGAAGAUGAGAUCAGGAAGAGGAUGGAAGAAUUACGGAAUGAACGUCAGAGGAGAAUUGCUGAAAGAACUGCAUCCUCUGGUCUUGCUCGAGGUGUGCCCAAGAAAGACCAAAUUGAAGGUAAAACAGCAAGGGUUUCACCUAAGAAUGACAAGAACAAGACUCAACCUGUGAAAGAGACAAACAGAAACAGUUCUGUCAAGGUCAGGGGAUUUUAGCAAGAACUUGUCAGUUCGAUGUGGAUGCAGAUUUUAUUCUCUACAUGGUAAAGUGUAUUUAAAUAACGGUUGAUUAAAAUGAAAUGAAUAGUUUCGUUUUCUAUAAACUGCAUGUAUUCAGUCUUAUAAUCACUCAAAAUGUUUUGUUUUGUUUCACGGUUGUAUAUCCAUAGAUUCUUUAUCGAUUGUAGGUGAAAACUUGUCAUAAAGGUUUUGUUGGAUUAAUAAUUAUUCAAGUUUAAUAGCUUGUGUGGAUUGUAUAUCCCGGCAUUCUUUGUUC
This is a messenger RNA of Vigna radiata var. radiata (mung bean), 3341 nucleotides long. Its product is annotated as COP1-interacting protein 7. The record is from RefSeq and is a predicted model, not a curated record. The transcript is spliced from 9 exons. Lineage: Eukaryota; Viridiplantae; Streptophyta; Magnoliopsida; Fabales; Fabaceae. Bases 281 to 3061 code for a protein of 926 amino acids.